Messenger RNA from Naegleria fowleri, 1920 nucleotides. RefSeq lists its product as uncharacterized. The transcript is spliced from 3 exons. Lineage: Eukaryota; Heterolobosea; Eutetramitea; Acrasida; Naegleriidae. The record is from RefSeq and is a predicted model, not a curated record. Gene Ontology annotation, biological process: pyruvate metabolic process; malate metabolic process. Gene Ontology annotation, molecular function: malate dehydrogenase (decarboxylating) (NAD+) activity; NAD binding. Gene Ontology annotation, cellular component: mitochondrion. Bases 1 to 1920 code for a protein of 639 amino acids.
AUGAAACGAACCCUUCUUGCACACUCUCCGAAGAUCUUCUAUCAUGGCUCUAUACAUCAUCAUCAUCAACAACAAGCGCUUGUAUUAAAGAAUCAAAAGUUACAGAGUGUACUCAGUGGUAGGAGAUCUUCGGGAUUGGAAAUUCAUCAAAAGAGAGGUUACUCUCAUGAAUUCCACUCCCAUAAUCAAUUCAAGAAGGGUGUGAUUUAUACCAAUGAGCUUGGAAUUGAUGUCAUGAACAAUGGCUUACUAAAUAAGGGCACUGCUUUCUCGAUGACUGAAAGAGAUCGUUUAGGAUUGAGAGGCCUCAUUCCUGCGACCAUUUCCGACAUUGACCUUCAAUUGUCAAGACUUAAGGAAAGAUAUGCCUCCAUACAAUCAGAUAUUGAAAAGUACCAAUUUUGUACUCAACUACAAGAUCGUAACGAAACUCUCUUCUACCGUUUUGUGAUGGAUAACAUUAAGGAAAUUGCGCCAAUCAUUUACACACCUACUGUUGGUAAAGCUUGUGAAAACUUUUCACAUAUUUUCCGUAAAUCGAGAGGCAUGUUCUUCUCAACAUUGGAUAAGGGUGAAAUGAGAUCGAUGGCUUAUAAUUGGCCUGUUGAUAAGGUGGAUGUUAUUGUAGUGACUGAUGGAGGAAGAAUUUUGGGACUAGGAGAUCAAGGAGCAAAUGGGGAUGGUAUUCCAAUUGGAAAAUUGUCUCUCUAUGUUGCUGCUGGAGGUAUCAAUCCAGGAAGGGUACUUCCUGUCAUGUUAGAUGUUGGAACAAAUAAUGAAAAACUUUUGAACGAUCCUCUGUAUCUUGGAAGAAAACAUAAACGUCUCACUGGUAAAGAAUAUUACGACCUUGUGGAAGAAUGGGUUCAAGCUAUUACUUCGAGAUGGCCCAAUGUAUUGAUACAAUGGGAAGAUUUUUCAAGCGAUAAGGCAGAUGUUGUGUUGGAGAAGUACAGAAACAGAAUUCUCUGCUUUAAUGAUGACAUUCAGGGAACUGCUGCUGUUAUUUUGGCUGGUGUGUUGAAUUGUUUGAGAGCUACAGGUCAACAGUUUUCAGAUAUUACAAAACACAAAUUCCUUAUUGUCGGUUCUGGAGCGGCUGGAUUGGGAGUGGUAACUGGCCUUAAAGAUGCCAUGAUACGAGAAGGUUUAACGGAGGAACAAGCUUUGAAAAACUUUUACAUUGUGGACAAAGAUGGACUGAUGACAAAGGAUCGAUUGAACUCUGACUUGGCAAAAGAUAUGUCUGUCUCAGCAAAGAAAUUUGCUUCUGCUCGAGAUGACAUGAAAGAAGGAUCUCCAUUGUUGGAGGUUGUUAGAAAGGCACAACCAGACAUUUUGUUGGGAAUGUCUUCUCAGUCUGGCCUUUUCUGUGAGGAACUUCUCACCAUUUUCAAUGAGGAUUGCAAGAAGAGAGGUAAAACACCAAUUGUGUUCCCACUCUCCAAUCCAACCUCAAAAGCUGAAUGCACAGCAGAAAGUGUGUUCAAGGUUACCAAUGGCAAUGCCAUUUUUGCUAGUGGAAGUCCAUUCCCUCCUGUCACACUUCCUGAUGGAACGGUUGUUCAAACUUCACAAGCCAAUAACAUGUUUGCCUACCCUGGUGUUGGUUUGGCUGCUGUUUUAUCAGGCUGUAAACGCAUCACGGACAACAUGUUCUACGCAGCAUCUAAGGCUUUGGCUGCUACUGUCUCUGAGGAAGCUUUGUCACGAAAGGAGGUCUAUCCUCAUGUUGAAGACAUUAGAAAUGUAAGCAAAAAAGUGGCAAUUGGUGUAAUGAGACAAGCUUAUAUUGAAGGAAAUGCGGCAAAGAUUCAGCAUUUCAGUAAGGAAUUUAUUUUCAGCGAUGACGAGAUGGACAAAUAUGUCAGUGAAAAUAUGUGGUAUCCUGAAUAUGUACCCAUUGUCAUUAAAGAUUAA